Phytophthora infestans T30-4 is the source of this 786-nucleotide messenger RNA. RefSeq names its product methylase subunit of polypeptide release factor, putative. Gene Ontology annotation, biological process: protein methylation. The record is from RefSeq and is a predicted model, not a curated record. The coding region runs from base 1 to 786 and encodes 261 amino acids. Gene Ontology annotation, molecular function: protein methyltransferase activity; nucleic acid binding. NCBI's taxonomy places the organism in Eukaryota, Oomycota, Peronosporomycetes, Peronosporales, Peronosporaceae. The transcript has 4 exons.
AUGAUGCGAAAGCAUUGUGUAGAGCGACGCUCAAAGGGGGAGCCGCUGGCCUACGUCAUCGGACGGAAGGAGUUUUGGUCCUUAGAGUUUAAAGUGACUAGAGACACCCUCAUACCACGCAGUGACAGCGAGAUCCUAAUUGAAACGCUGAUGGAUCAAUUCCAUCCGGAGACGCCAUUGCGGAUUCUGGAUAUUGGGACCGGGUCGGGAUGUUUAUUGCUAUCUGCUUUGUCUGAGUUUCCUCGAGCUACUGGAGUGGGAAUUGACAUUAGCGCUGGGGCUCUAGCUAUUGCGAAGGAGAAUGCUCAGUCGAACAAGUUGGAAGAACGAUCGGAAUUCCUUCUUCGAGAUCUGAAAACUCUACCGGGACUUCGAAGCGAUGUGGCUGAAGAUGAAGCGCUAUUUCGGCGCUUUGAUGUGAUUUUGUGCAAUCCGCCCUAUAUUCCAGGUCGGGAACUUGAUCUGGUUGGUCCCGACGUACUUAAGUACGAACCACACAUCGCGCUGUUUUCUGGUGGCGCAGCAACUGCUGAUAAAUGCGACCUGGACCCAAAGGGACUUCGGAUGUAUCGCUUGCUGCAUGAGAGUGUCGAUAAUCUAAAAAUCUGCUUACUAGUCGAAAUCGGAUCGGAAGACCAGGCACGGGAGGUUAAAGAGCUAUUUUCUAGCAGUACCAAGGCAGCAGUUUUGCAAAGCGAAGGAAGCAGACGCUUGCGGCUGCAAUUUGAGCGUUAUCUCUUCGAUACAAGCGGGAAAUAUCGGGGUUUACUGUUUCGUGGGCCAUAG